AUGAAAUGGAGCAUAUGGCUGGGAUUUUUUCCCUUUAUUUCACUUUGUUUUGCUGCCAAGCCUAUAGACGUUAGGGUCUCUACAACAUUCAACAAGCCGUCAUUCGUAGCUCUAUUAGCUGAAUCUCUAUAUGAAGAAAAUAGAAACAGCUUUCUUUGGUUUUUAGACAAUUUACCGUUGAUUCGAACGGACGGCUUGUCGACGGAUGAGCAUUUGUACAAUCGCACCGUUCAGUAUUUAAAGGCCGAUAAUGUUUUAUCCCAAGAAGAGCUUACAACAUUUACUUAUUCUGUUGCGUUAUUAAGUGGAGUACCAAAGCUGGCUGCUUUUAGCAGUGUUGUUUCUUCUCAUCCUGAGGGUUGUAACACUUUUCUAAUUUUUAACGAUCAAACGAAUCUUUGUUUUUCCGAUCUACCUCAAGGUUCCUUCCUUUAUACAGGAAACUAUCAACCUACACCUCUUGACUAUAGUGUUGCUUACUUCUCAGAAGCGCUUCCGGUCGCCGUCAUCGUUACCGAUUUUGGAACAGAUUUUGACAGAUUCCAUGAACUUUACUCAUCUUUGGCAAAAAAUAAAGAAUGUAAUUACGUUAUACGAUAUGCUCCUGCUCCAAAUGCUACUAUGGAGAAGCUCUAUGUCAUUGGCUCAUCUGAUGAGAAAAACGAGGUUCUCUUCGAUCUAGCCUCCGAUCAACUUGAAACCGUCACUCAAGACCAGAUUGCGACUUUGGAUAUGCUUGCAGCGGAAGCUAUUGUGACGAGCAAAACCCCCUUGAAGACCUUAAAGCUCCUUGUUCAAGAUUUUCCAAUGUAUGCUCAGCAUCUAGUGUCAAAAGUCCGACUUUCUGAGGAUCUUAUCGAAGAUGUCAAUAAUCUUCAAAGUUAUUCGAUACCUGAAGGUCAAAAUGCCGUAUGGCUGAACGGAAUCCCUAUUGACCUUCAAGAAGCUGAUGCUUUUACCAUUCUGUCUUGGUUGCGGAAAGAGCGUCAAAUAUUAUCAGGAUUUCAGAAAUUGGGAAUAGAACCUUCAAAAGCCUCAAAGGUUCUAUCCAACGAGCAAUUCGAUAUCUCAGAAGCUGAAUUUAAGUUUGCUCGAUUUCAUUGUCAAGAUGAUUUAGAAGACAAUAAAGCAAUUUUUUGGAUGAACGAAGUUGAAACUGAUACUAGGUAUAGUAAAUGGCCUAGAAGCAAUAUGCAAUUGUUAACACCGAUUUAUCCCGGUCAGCUUCAUCUCAUAAGGAAACAGUUGCACACAGUUAUAUAUCCUAUUUUCCCUUCCAGUGAUUCUUCCUUUUCACUACUCUCUGAGCUUAUUCAGUUUUCUCGUCGACCUUCUCCUGUUCAAACUGGACUUGUUUGUGUAGCAACGGAAGAUGAUGAAUUUGGUAAGACGAUAUGUCGUGCAUUCCACUAUGUUGCGAAAACUAGCUCAAAACCAAAUGCCCUCAAAUUUUUGUUUAAGUGUCUUGCAAGCGAUCCAUCUGCCGGUGCUUGGGCUCUUGUCGAAGAGCAUAUGCCUGUUGAAGAUUAUGAUGAAGAAACGUUCCCUGAGAUAAAGAAAUCUCUAAAUUCCAAUAUUUAUGAUACGAUACUAUUAAAGAGUCUUCAAUGGAGUUCGCGCUUAGGAUUAGAUCCAGAAAGCCAAGAUGUUAUCGUUAACGGACGAAUUAUAGCCCACGAUAAGCAUUACGACAGUAACAUGUAUGGUAUAUUUAUCGAAGAUAUUCCAGAAAUUCAACUAGCUGUGGCUCAACAAAUGGUACUUGAAGAGGAAAAUUUAUUGGACUAUCUUUUAAAGGAUGCGGCACAUAUCCGUAAUCCUUUAAUUCAUCCAUCUUCAAAAUCAAAAGUGAAGCAAAUAGAUUUGUUAAGUCUUCUAGAUAACAUUGGCUUCACUUAUUCUGAUCUCUUGACCGUUGGGAAUAAAAAUGCAAAGUUUUCACUUUUGUUGGUUACAGAUUUUGCUUCUCAAGAAGGACUUGGACUUACCUCUAUGCUAGCUGAAGUACUUUCAAAGUUCGAAAGCAGCAAUCUUAUUUUAGUUCAAUCCGACUUUGAUAAUGAAUUACCGACCUUGAUCUCUGACUUAAGUUCCUAUACUAAUCCCACGAAUGAAGAUUUACGGAAAUUAUUAAAGAAUAAUGAAAAGAAAAAGCCUGCUAAGUUGACAAGUAAAAUAAAGUCGAAACUUGCUAAAUAUACGGAAGUAUCCAAAGCUAUUGUUGGCAACAUUGAUGAACCUAGUCAGUCGAUGCUGAUACUAAACGGAAGAUUGAUUAAUUCGUUUUCUAUUGAAAAACUUGGAUUAGAAGAUCUUGAAAUGCUACUCUCUCAAGAAAAAGGCAAUUAUAUAGAUAAACUUGAUAAUAUGCUUGAUAACGCUAGCCAACUUCAAAACCAAGGGAUUUUACCUUUGCUUAGUUCCUACCUUAAAAAGUUGGAAUUUGAUUACGUACGUGGUUCCGUUCCUGGACGUGAAAAGGCUAUGUUUCCUAGAGACAAUUUCUAUAACCAGUUGCCAGUGAGUCGUUUAACCAUAGAAACCGAAAAUUUUAGCUCUUGUAUGUAUCAAUUCGUUGCUAUCUUAGAUCCUCUCUCUAAGAUUUCACAGAAAUGGUCAUCUAUACUUGAGUCAAUUUCUCAUUUGGAUGGUGUCGGUGUUCGUAUCUAUUUAAAUCCUUCUAAAAGCCUUUCUGAUUUCCCCCUUUCUAGAUUUUAUAGGUACUCAAUUGAGUACGAACCCGUUUUCGAUAAUGGUGGACAAUUUAAGGAUUCACUUAUACGAUUUGAUACACUUCCGGCAGAUACUCUUCUUACUAUGGACAUUGAGUCUCGUGAUACGUGGGUAGUCAUGCAGAAUGAAGUCGACAUAGAUCUUUACAAUAUUAAGUUGGACCAUACAUCGCCUGAAGAAAAUGUAGAACCUGUUUCGGCUGUUUAUGAAAUCAAGAACAUUCUUAUACAAGGUUAUUCUCAAGAAGAGGGUUUAAAAACUCCACCACGGGGAAUGCAAUUGGCAUUAGAAACACCAAAACAGGAGCAUUUUGCUGACACGAUUGUUCUUGCGAAUCUAGGUUACUUUCAGUUGAAAGCUAAUCCCGGUAUUUGGAACCUGAAACCGUUGUCUGGUCGCUCCUCUCAAUUUUAUAAUAUUAAAGCCUUGGAUAAGCUAGAUCCUAGUGAAGAGAAACAAGUGGUAGUUGAUAGCUUUGAAGGCGUGACUUUAUACCCCGUGAUGCGAAGAAAUCCAGGUUUCGAAUCCUCAGACAUAUUGGAUGAAGACAUGAGUCCGCAGAGAUUCUUUGACAAGAUGAAGCAAAAGUUAAAUAUUUUUAAAAUUGGAAAGAAAGAACCGACCAUCAACAUUUUUUCGGUUGCCAGUGGACACCUAUAUGAACGUUUUAUGUACAUUAUGACCAAGAGUGUUAUGCAACAUACCAACAAAAAAGUGAAAUUUUGGUUUAUUGAAAAUUUCCUCUCCCCUUCUUUCAAACAUUCAAUCCCAGUCUUGUCUAGGCAUUAUGGGUUUGAAUAUGAGUACGUAACUUAUAAUUGGCCUGAAUGGCUGAGAAAGCAGGAUGAGAAACAAAGAGAAAUAUGGGGAUACAAAAUUCUGUUUUUGGAUGUUUUGUUUCCACUCAACCUUCAUAAGGUUAUUUUUGUGGAUGCCGAUCAGAUUGUCCGUACGGAUCUACAAGAAUUAAUGGACUUGGAUUUGCAUGGGGCUCCGUAUGGUUAUACUCCUAUGUGUGAUUCUCGUGAGGAGAUGGAAGGUUUUCGUUUUUGGAAGCAGGGUUAUUGGAAGAAGUUUUUGCGUGGCCUUAAAUAUCAUAUAAGUGCUCUUUACGUUGUUGAUCUUGAUCGUUUUCGUAAAAUGAGCGCAGGAGAUUUACUUCGUAGACAAUAUCAAUUGUUAUCGGCUGACCCUAACUCUUUGUCAAAUUUAGACCAAGACUUACCGAACAAUCUUCAACAUCUAAUCCCCAUCUACUCACUUCCUCAAGAAUGGCUUUGGUGUGAAACUUGGUGCAGUGAUCAAAGUCUGAAAAAAGCCAAGACGAUUGAUUUGUGCCAAAAUCCAUUGACGAAAGAAAAGAAGCUUGAUCGUGCUCGUCGCCAAGUGAGAGAAUGGACUACAUAUGAUAAUGAGAUUGCUACGUUGUUGAGGACUGCCGAAGAAGAGUCUUCGCAUCUUACCUCUUCACCUUCUGUUCAAGAUCAACCACAGAAUAUGGAGAAGGAUAUGGAUGAGCUAUAA
Schizosaccharomyces cryophilus OY26 is the source of this 4257-nucleotide messenger RNA. Its product is annotated as UDP-glucose-glycoprotein glucosyltransferase Gpt1. Lineage: Eukaryota; Fungi; Ascomycota; Schizosaccharomycetes; Schizosaccharomycetales; Schizosaccharomycetaceae. Gene Ontology annotation, cellular component: endoplasmic reticulum. The record is from RefSeq and is a predicted model, not a curated record. Gene Ontology annotation, molecular function: UDP-glucose:glycoprotein glucosyltransferase activity. The transcript has 2 exons. The coding region runs from base 1 to 4257 and encodes 1418 amino acids.